AUGAUAGAGGAAAAAAUAAGAGGGAUUCAGGGUCCCUCAGGUUCAUUUGGUGGGUCUGAAAAGAAGGUCAAGUUUGAUGGUUCAGUCCGAGCUAAGGGUUGUGAGGCGUUUCUAGCUUACAUUGGUGUAUCUGAUUCUGAGGGUUAUUCGGUCAAAGGUAUUAGAACUGUUAAGGAUUUUCCUGAUGUAUUUCCUGAUGAACUCCCUGGGUUGCCUCCUAGCCGUGAGGUCGAGUUUGGUAUUGAGCUCCUACCAGGAAUAGCUCCAGUGUCCAUCUCCCCUUAUAGGAUGGCACCGAAAGAGAUGGUGGAGUUAAAAGCUCAAAUUCAAGAACUAUUGGACCAAGGGUUCAUUCGACCCAGUGUGUCUCCAUGGGAAGUUUCCUCGAGAAGUGAAGGAGUUUUGGUGAUAUUUAGCUGUCAAAAUCGUUUUCUUAUCACUCGAUUUAAGGUUCCCUGGAUAAUGCAGCUUUUUAGCAAAAGAGGGUGUGGCCAGCCUUCGAUUAACAUUAUUGAUGAGUUAAACUUCAUUCGUGGAUUAAGGCAAAGUGUUGUUGCUGUUCUUUUUGGGACUAAGUAUUAG
Molecule: messenger RNA, 582 nt
Organism: Gossypium arboreum
Lineage: Eukaryota; Viridiplantae; Streptophyta; Magnoliopsida; Malvales; Malvaceae
Exons: 4
Coding region: 1-582 (193 amino acids)
Source: RefSeq, a predicted model, not a curated record